Molecule: messenger RNA, 3500 nt
Organism: Lingula anatina
Lineage: Eukaryota; Metazoa; Brachiopoda; Lingulata; Lingulida; Lingulidae
Product: kielin/chordin-like protein
Cellular component (GO): extracellular region
Molecular function (GO): serine-type endopeptidase inhibitor activity
Source: RefSeq, a predicted model, not a curated record
UUGCUUACCUUCAGUGAAGAGAGUAAUCGAGAAGCAGCCAGUUAAACUUCCGUGACAGCUUUCCAUGUCACGAAAAUAAUAUAGACAGGAAGUCCCCAGAACUAGAGUACUUAGGCCAGUUGACCACGUAACUAUAUAUAGAAGAAAACGAUCCGAUGAGAGAAAAGCUGUAAGUCUAGAGAAAACGCCAACCACCAUGUUGAGUUGUAUCGUAAUUGCUGCCGUGAUUGGCGUGGCUAUGUCUGCGCAGGAGCCCCCAAACUGUGCGUGGAAGCCGAGGGCCACAGUGAACGGCAUGUCAUGCUGUCUACGGGACUCUAUCCCAGGGUGCAGGUGUAUGAAUCCACCUGAGGAAAUCCCGGCCGACUCUGGCGCCCCUCUCUGUGGCCGUUCAGGUGGCGGCUGUCCUGCCCUGCAUCCACUGAUGGCUGUCGGGAUAUGUGCAGAAAUGUGUUCUGAUCACGCUGAUUGUUCCAGUGGACAGCUGUGCUGCAGCAAUGGCUGUGGCCACGUGUGUAAAGACCCAGAGCCCAUAGUGACAGUUGACAACUAUGACUGCCCUGACAUCCGCUGUCAGCAAGAUCUGGGCUGCGACGGAAGCAGCCUGAAGAGAGACAGCAAUGGCUGUCCAAUGUGCGAGUGUCAGAGUGAGGAAACGACCACUGUCGCCAGUGUGGACAAAACUUGUGUUGGAGGCAUGGUGUGGAAAGAGUGUGGAUCUCCCUGCACACGGACAUGCUCUGAACCCAGCCCGAUGUGCAUAGAGAUGUGUGCGCCGAAAUGCGAGUGUCCCAACGGUCAGGUGUGGCACGAGAAGAAAGAACAGUGUGUGGACAUGGCAGAGUGCAGUACAUCAGUGUGUACUGGGGGUCAAGAGUGGUUCGAGUGUGGAAUGAGUUGCACCGCGACGUGCGAUGAACCAAAUCCCAUUUGUAACAGGAUGUGUGCUGCGCGAUGCCAGUGCCCAAGCAGCAAACCUAUUUUCCACGAUGGCGUGUGUAAGGAGCUGAAGGACUGCCCAGGUGUGCAUUUAGUUCCAGAGCCUGAACCCACUGACCACUGUUCUGAGGGCUGCCCCAAAGGCCAGACAUGUCAACAACAACAGGUGCAGUGUAUCAGAGCCCCUUGUCCUAUGAUGUGGACCUGUCUACCUGAGCCUGAGAUGCCAUGUGCCAUGCCAAUGUGUGCAACUCGCUGCGAGUAUGGGUACGCACUGGAUGCACGCGGGUGCAUGACAUGUGACUGUCGCAGCACACCCCAAAGCAACUGCCCGGUUGAGCUCUGCGCAGACAGCUGCGGGUACACCACUGACGAGUACGGCUGUAAGAAAUGCACGCCCUGCACCGAGUGCCCAAUGCUCAAGUGCGUGCCGUGCAAGUAUGGUUACGAGAUGGAUGAAAACGGCUGCCAGACAUGUGAUUGUCUUCAGACUCCCCGCCGCCAUAUGUGCCCCAUGGUGAUGUGUGCCAAUCACUGCCCAUUCGGUCGGCGUGAGAUGGAUACCUUGAAGCACUGUACUGGCUGUGAGUGUGCAGGCCUUGACAUGUACGGGCUGAUUGGAGUGACCCUGGGUGGAGCCGUUCUCAUAGCCAUUUUAGUGAUUGUGACGGUGUGCUGCUGUAGAACAGCCAAGAAGAGACAAGGCAAGUACAACAUGAUUGUUGCAGCCAUGACCAAGCAGCCUGCCUAUGAGAAGAUGCGGGAGAACAGCGUCUCUUUCAAGGCAUCUGUUCCCAAGGAUGGAAGUGAGGCUGACAUCACCGUCAAAAAACCAGUCAGUGUCUAACAUAUCAGACAGUUAUCAGUGCAGCAUGUCAGUGCUUAUGCCAUCAAUUUAAGAAAAUGAAGAUAAAACAUUUUCAACGGUCAAAAAUGGCAGAGAGCAGGGUAGUGUAAAUAUAAUUGAACUGUAAAUAACCAAAGCAUUACAAACAUAAAAAGAUUUAUUCAGCUCCCGUCAAAAAAGCUCAGUUGGUCCUCGGUUCAGUUGAAAACAAAUUGAUCACAUGAAAAUGCUCAUUCAAUCUUUGCCACAAUUGUGGCAGUCUUUACUACAAUUGUGGGAACAGUGUUCACUUUUACCUGCUGAGGGCAGUUCUUUAAAAUGAUAACUUUGAUUAAUUUUGGAAAUGGGAGUCAUGCUGACAAACUCUGUCAUGUUCCACCAUAUUUGACAAAUGGUAGUCUUUAAGAUAAUUUUUUGAAGUUACCAUAAGAACAUGCUUUUUUCUUUCUCAAUAAUUAUGGACUUGAAUCCCAAAGGAUCUAAUGCUUAUUAAUACCUUGGAGUGCAUGUUCAAGUUUGGUACUUAAACAUGUUGUAAAAUGAAAAGCAAUACACCAAAGGUUUACACAUAACUGAAAGACCAGUUAGUGUUUUAAAUAGCUUUUCUCUUCUGCAUUGCUAUGGUACAGUAAAUACUGCCAUAAAAUGUAUUUGUAAACUAAUAAUGCUUUAUGCAAGAUUAUAUAUUCAAGAUAUUCAUACUUUUAUAGCACAAACUGCUUUUAUAACAUAAUGAAGAUCGUUUCUGCAAUGAUAUACAUUCAGGAUAUUCAUUCUUGUAUAUGUUAUGUACUUCACUUUCGUUGUGUGUAAAAGAUCAUGCAUUGUAUUAUUAUUAAUAUGGCUAACUUUUCGCGUGUAGCAUUCCAGGGUGAAGGUAUUUUUGUACUAGGGUAAUGCAAUUAUAUUUGUUAAAAUAAUGCAAAGUGCACCAAAGACUUUCUUUGAGGAGUCAAAAUAUUGCUUUUCUAAGUAAUCUAAAGUUUUUUACUACAUUAUUAUGGUUAUCUUUAUAUUUAUUUAUUUAUUAUUAUAUUUCAGUUCCAUUUUUUUUUUCUUUGUUCCUUAACCCCUUCUUUAUUUAAAAACAUAUUGAUUUCAUCUCCUAUUUAUUGGGAACCACCACUUGUUGAGAUGAAAAGUUCGACCAAGAAGAAAUUGUGUCUAAUAUCCUGAUACAGUCUUAAUUUUCAUGGAAGUCAAGGGCAAGAGGUCAUGGUACAAAAGUCAAGGUUGGAUCGACAGGGCCACAACUUAUGUAGUGUGUUUAGUAGUAAGUUCAGUGUAACUUUCACACUGGACUUUUGCUGUGCUAAAUGAGAGAAAAUCUGCGAAGUUUUCAUCUAAAAAGGUUGACAGAGCCCGGUGCUAAAGAUAAGGAAGUAUAACUGUGAUAUUUAUUUGUUAGAAAGUGGUUCUAGGAGGGGCUGUGGCAAAAUGGUUGUUUGUAUUAACAUAUUUACUGGAAUCUCAUCUACAGAAUUCCUUAUCUGUGUAUUACAUGUCCUGUAUGGGGUUAAAGGGUUAAGGUGAUUUCAGAUAUUAUGUGUAUUUCUUUUUCUCAGUCUCUCUAAUAUGUGAAGAAAUAAAAUUAAUACGACUGAGUCACUUGCCUAGUAACAAAUGUACAUUUUAAUACUUUAUUUGUUGUAAACAUAAUCCGCAUAUGCUGUAAACACUGCUUAAAAUGAAAUAAAAUUGGAUUUUUUCCAGA